Molecule: messenger RNA, 1668 nt
Organism: Heterobasidion irregulare TC 32-1
Lineage: Eukaryota; Fungi; Basidiomycota; Agaricomycetes; Russulales; Bondarzewiaceae
Exons: 14
Biological process (GO): double-strand break repair via homologous recombination
Cellular component (GO): chromosome; cytoplasm
Molecular function (GO): four-way junction helicase activity; nucleic acid binding; 3'-5' DNA helicase activity
Source: RefSeq, a predicted model, not a curated record
AUGGACUACUACGGACACUUUGAGUGGUCGCAGGAGCUCCGCCUACGCAUGAAAACUAUAUUCAACAUCGACGACUUCCGUCUCUGCCAGGAAGGCGUGUGCAACGCGAACAUGGACGGCCGAGACAUCAUCUGCAUUAUGCCCACAGGUGGCGGCAAGUCACUAACGUACCAGCUCCCCGCGCUUCUCGCUCCUGGCUGCACCGUGGUCAUAUCACCGCUCAUCGCUCUCAUGACGGACCAGAUCAUGCACCUUACAGAGGCCGGUAUCGAAGCCGCUAUGCUCACCGGCUCCAAAUCUCGUCAGUACCAGGACGAGGUACUUCGUCGCUUAGAGUUCAGCCCGCGAGCCCUCCAAAACAGCGCGCAAAAAGAGAUUAAACUUUGUUACGUUACGCCGGAAAAGAUGAACAAGGACAAAAGGAUGAUGGAGGUCUUUUCCAGGAUGUCUCAAGACAACCCACGAUUCGUGAUUGACGAGGCUCACUGUGUCUCGUCACUCGGACAUGAUUUCCGGCCGGAUUACAUGGCACUGUCGGAACUCAAGAAGAUGUUCCCGAAAGUCCCCAUUCUCGCCCUGUCCGCGACAUGCCCCCCGCGGGUCCUGACAGACCUGCUCGCAACGCUGCGUCUCGGCCCCAAGACUGAUGGUAGAAAUGCGAGCCUGAAGGGGACAGUGUCCUUCUCGAGUCCGCUGUACAGGCGCAACCUGCACUACAGAGUCCUCGCAAAGCCGAACAACGAAACGCUACUCAAGCUCAUGACCGAGUACAUCCGCGCCUCGCAUCCCAACGAGACCGGCAUCAUCUACUGUCUUUCCCAGGCGGACGCCGAGAAGGUCGCGAAGGGUAUAUGGGAAGAGAGCGGGAGAAAGAUCAAGACAGGCGUGUAUCACGCGGGCAUCGCGGAGGACACGAAAGCGAAGCUGCAUGAAGACUGGACGACGGGGAAGGUGCAGGUCGUGUGCGCGACGAUCGCGUUCGGUCUCGGCGUCGACAAGGCAGAUGUCCGAUUUGUGCUUCAUCAUUCGACAUCGUUGGAGAAUUACUAUCAAGAGUCGGGCCGUGCGGGCAGGGACGGCAAGGAUGCAGAGUGUAUACUGUACUACAAGGCGCACGACGCGUUCAGGCGGCCAAACAUCCUCCUGGACGAUCUCGACGGCCAGACCAAGAUCCACGGCAUGCUCCGGUUCGCGCAGGACCUGGAGGAGUGCCGCAACGUACACUUCGCGAGGCGAGUGCACUUCUCAGAGUCCGCGGACCGCGCAAUGGCGGUGUGGACGGCGGACAGCGACGGGGACGGGGACACGCUCGCGCGGUGCGGGCACUGUGACAACUGCACGCGACCGCCGGAGACGAUCGACGUGCGGGACGUCACGCUCGACGCGUGGCGCGUCCUGCGCCUCGUGGAGUGCGUCGCGCAGAACAAGCGCUACGUGACGCUGCCGAUGCUCACGGACCUCGUCCGCAACGCGCGUAGCGAGCGGAUUCGCAAUCUGGGCGUGGACGUGCCCGCCGUCGCGGGCGGCAAGGUCGCCCUGCGGAAAGAGGACGCGGAGGCGCUCGUGAUCCACCUGCUGCUCGCGAACUACCUCAGGGAGACGUGCUUGAGCAAUGACUAUGGCACCAUCGUGUACCUCGUGCUCGGCCCAUGCGCGGUGCGGCUGCUG